Messenger RNA from Thlaspi arvense, 967 nucleotides. NCBI's taxonomy places the organism in Eukaryota, Viridiplantae, Streptophyta, Magnoliopsida, Brassicales, Brassicaceae. The record is from the annotation of a GenBank genome assembly.
CUUUUAUAUUUCCGAUGAAAAAUUUGUUUCUUUAAAAUCCAAAAAACUUGUACUCGAUGUAUUCCAAAAUCGAGAGAGACGAAGGAGGAGACGACGAACAGAGAGGAAUCGAUCAGAGAACAAGUUUGACAGCAACGCCGCUUUCGCCGGCGGCGGUUUCAUGGCUUCACAGACAACUAAGCAAGCGCCUGAUUUCGCAUCGUCCUUCAAGAACCGCGAUGUACGUACCUUGCUUCCCCUGACACUGAAGCAGUUGAAUAGUGUAUCAACCAAUGGUGAAUCAAACUUCUCCAUAGACGGCGUUGACAUUAACACUGUUGCAAUUGUUGGACGAGUUGCUAGAAUGGAGAACAGAAUCACUCAGGUUCACUUUGUUGUAGAUGAUGGUACAGACUGCAUUGAAUAUAACUGCUGGUGUCAUGAAUGUCAAGAAACUGAAGUGGGAGCAGUCAGGCUGGGAAUGUAUGUUCGCCUACAUGGACACCUAAAAAGUUUCCAGGGGAAGCGAUCUGUGAAUGUUUUCUCAGUCAGGCCUGUCAUUGACUUCAACGAGUUUGUUCACCACUUUACCGAGUGUAUCUAUGUCCACAUGUACAACACCAAGUCAUGGGCCCCAAAUGCUGUAUUCAACUAUGCCAACCCCUCUGCAAAUCCAUACCAAACUGGUCCAUCUAAUCAGUUCCCAAACCAAUUCAAUGAUCCAAUGUACGGGGUAAAGCAGGAGGUCAUGAAUUACUUGAAUCAACCUAUGCACCUGUAAGUUUAUCCAAAAUCCCUCAAAAGAUCCCUAUUUAUAUCAUUCAUACAGCUUUCAAUACUCAUUAUUGAACUUUAUAGUUAAGAAAAUAAUUAAAUCAACCACUAAAGCCUCGUAGAGCUAACCUUGAGUAAGUUGUAGCUAAAAGCCCCGCAUUCAGGUACCACAAGUAUAAGCCAUGUCGCAGUUUAAAAUAAGUUAUUGCAGAAG